Molecule: messenger RNA, 1662 nt
Organism: Synchytrium microbalum
Lineage: Eukaryota; Fungi; Chytridiomycota; Chytridiomycetes; Synchytriales; Synchytriaceae
Exons: 10
Coding region: 1-1662 (553 amino acids)
Source: RefSeq, a predicted model, not a curated record
AUGAGGAUCGAAGCCUUACUCAUAGCCCUGGUGGCAGGCCAUGUCUCUAAUGUUCUUGCUUCAGGGCCUGCUUCUGCUGCCGCUUCAGUUACUAGUACCUCCACAAGCAAUGGGAUAAUAUUGGACUAUGGAACCUUGUUUGGCAAAAAUUCACCAGAUGGUACUGCAAAACUAUGGCUAGGUAUUCCAUAUGCUGCUCCUCCUGUGGGAGCUUUGAGAUUCAAGCCACCAGCCGCACCUCAAAAUCUGGGCAACUCAUUUCAAGCUACUUCUUUUGGAAACUGGUGUCCCCAAGACCCUGUACAGAGCAUCAUAAAUAUCGCAACACCAACACAAUCAGAGGAUUGCUUGACAUUAAAUGUUUAUGCACCAGUAAAUUCUUCUUCGAACUCAUCUCUGCCAGUAAUGGUCUUUAUACACGGAGGCUCUUACGAUUCAGGCAGUGGAGGAUCUGAAGAGUAUAAUGGAACAAACUUGAUCAAAAACAGUCCAACUCCUGUGAUUGUAGUCACCUUCAAUUACCGUUUGGGAGUUCUAGGAUAUCUGUCCAGUCAAGAACUUUUAGAUGAUGGAUCUACGAAUCCUGGCAUGCUUGACCAAGUCGCUGCAUUUACAUGGGUGAAGAAGUAUAUCGGAGCUUUUGGAGGUGAUUCAACACGUAUUACAGCAUUUGGUGAGAGCGCGGGAGCUCAAUCGAUCGGAGCUCAUCUGAUUUCGUACGGUGGCAACCAAACCAUCUUCGGGCGUGCUAUACUUGAAUCAGGAUCUACUCUAUCUGGACCACUGCCAAUGGCCAAUUCAGCCAAUUCAAAUACUGCCUUCAAUGCUAUUGCCUCUUACGUGAACUGCAACACAUCCACGAGCAAAGUCAAUUGCAUGAGAAAUGUUACGUGGCAGGCAAUGUACAAUGCGCAGUCAACGUAUCAGCAGACGUUGAACAGUGUUGUCCGUAUUGGCCUCUUUACCCCAGUCGUAGAUGGGAAAUACAUCCUGACCAAACCUACAGCUGCCGUUACUCAAGGUCUUUUCUCCAAAACACCAAUAAUGCUGGGUACAAAUUCACAGGAAGGCACGCUGUUUGUGCCUGGGAGUGUCGACCUUGCAGAGCAGUUCUACAACGCUUCUUAUGCACUAUCCUUGUUUGUGCAGAGCUUUUCAUCGGCUCUUCCAGCUGGCUCUGCCAAUACCGUGCUGUCUCUCUAUCCAGUCUCAUCAUACAACAACAGUGCUGUCCGAGCAGCAGGUGAUAUCUUUGCCGACUUAGCAUUCACGUGCCCAGCCAUGAACUUGUCUCGAGCCAUGACUGCCGCUGGAGUGCCCGUGUAUAAGUAUCGCUUCAACCAGCUCUUGCUACAAGCUCAAACUCUAUGGGCAAGAGAUGGAGUAUUCCAUUCAACAGAGCUUCCAUUUGUCUUUGCUACUGGCAUUGCACCGUCGGAGCUACCGCUCUCACAAACAAUAAUUGGAUUUUGGACACGUUUUGCAGCUACUGGUAAUCCCAACGGUGGAAAUGCAACGUGGCCAGUGUAUGCUGCAGGAGGACCUCAGAUUGUGCUUCAAUCGAGUACAUUACCCUCAUUGUCUACAGAAUCGGAUCCAUCAAAAGAUGCUCAGUGUGCUUUCUGGCAAUCACCUAGUAUUCAACCUCUUGUCGACCAUUAA